CAAAAAAAAUAGUUUGUUUUCAAUUUUUAAUUUUUUUGUUUGCCUAAAAAUAUUUAUAAAAUGACAAAAACACACAUUAACACACUUUAUUUUCUAAAAACGGAGUAGUCCGGGUAUAGAAAGACAUGUACAAAUUCUACAGGUCAUACAUGUAUAGCUCACACAUCCUAGGUGAACCGGGGAUAAUGGAUUCAGUAGACGACCUGUGCCUGUCGAGAAUAUUGGGACUCCUAGAGCUGCCUGACCAGAUUGCUAUGCUGCAGAGCUACAAGCGCUGUCGGCCACUCCUCGGUAGCAUAUGGCGCCACCAGCUUACCAAGAUCUCACUGAACCUUCUUGAGGUGGCCCUGCACGGUGAUGACUUCAAACUCCUCUUAGCGAGCACCUGCAACCGACUGCUCGAAUUAAGGUUUAGCUACUUGGGGAGGGAUCACUUCGAAGCGCUGAUCGUUCACCAUUUUCCCAAGCUGUGGCUACUGCAAGUGGACGUUCUACCUCCAUUUUUCCUGUGCCCCAGGCAAAGAAUUCAGUUGAGUCGGAUUUUUCCAAAAUCCUGUCACCUAGACUUCUCUUCCAGAAUGGCCUCUAUGCUAUGUUGCCAAAAUAUUAUUACAGUAAAUUUUGAUCACUUCCAAAUACUUCGUGCCAUUGGCAAAGGAAGUUUCGGAAAGGUUUGCAUUGUUCAAAAGCGGGAUAGCGGAAUUCUUUACGCCAUGAAAUAUGUGAGCCGCUCUGCCUGCGAACUGCGUGGAGCUCUCGGCGGUGUCAUCAAGGAGGUCGAACUGCUAUCAUCAUUGGAGCAUCCAUUUCUCGUCAAUUUAUGGUUCUCGUUUCAGGAUGAGGAGGACUUAUUCAUGGUCUGCGACCUCUUGACUGGAGGUGACUUAAGAUAUCAUUUACAGAACCGGGUGGAAUUUUCCGAGCAGAGUGUGGCCUUAUUAGUGUGCGAGCUUGGCAGUGCAUUGGAGUACUUGCAAACGCACCGAGUGGUUCACAGGGACAUUAAACCCGAUAAUAUUUUAUUGGACGAUGCCGGGCAUGCUCAUUUGACUGAUUUUAAUAUUGCGACGAAGUUGCAAAAAGAUGCCUUGGCGUGUAGCAUGUCGGGGACUUUAUGUUAUAUGGCUCCUGAGGUGUUUCUGUGUGCCCUGGACGAAUUGGCCGGGUACAGUUACCCAGUGGACUGGUGGUCCCUUGGCGUCGUGGCCUAUGAAAUGCGGGGAAGCAACCGUCCCUUUGUAGUGCACUCAAACACCCCCCUGACGGAGAUUAAAAAUAUUUUAAACACACCCGUGCACUACCCGCGCUACUGGAGCAGCAACUUUGUCGAUCUGCUUCAGAGACUACUCUCCACCUAUCCUGGCGCUAGGAUCAGCACACAACAAGAGCUGCAUCAGACAGCAUUGCUUCGCAACAUCGACUUCCAGAAGGUGCUCGAGAAAAAGAUGCAGCCUAUCUAUAAGCCCCCCGAAGACCACCUCAACUGUGAUCCCUGCCUGGAGCUGGAGGAAAUGAUUGUAGAAUCGCGGCCACUUCAUAAAAAGAAGAAGCGUUUAGCCAAACAACGGUCCGCGCAACGGGACAGUGAUCCAGAGACCACGUUAGUAAAAGAGUUCAUCGUUUAUAACCGCUACAAGGAGCUAAAGCGAAAGGCCAUGGAACAGAAGGAAAACGAUUGGCAGCGUGAACUGGAGCUUGCCAUGGCCAACUCGAUAGUAAACAGCUUGGCGCCCAUUCAGGAGAAACCUGGCCCUUCCAUCGUGCACACAAUUGACUGCGUGACCGCAUCUUCUGCAUCCGCCCAAUCAAAGAAUGACAGCAUAGAAUUCAUUGAUCGGACUCCAUCGCCGCUAUUCAAAGAAUUCGCCCCAUUCAAAAAUAGUACAUAAACCAAGUUGAUACACGGCAAGCAAAAGGUUUCAGUGUGCAUUAUUUCCAGACCCACUUGGCCAACGAUGACUUUGACAGACAUCCACACACAAAGUAUAAAAAACCUAUUUUUCGAACUCCGCUGAAUUUCAAUUUUUAUACACGUCUUGAACUAUAAUAUUUUAUAUGUUUUAGACUACUUUAAUUGAAUAAGAUAGGGUUAAGCACCUUUGUACAUAUAAAUUGAUGCCCCUCAUUCGAUAAAAUAAACGGGUAAAUUCCAAA
Messenger RNA from Drosophila eugracilis, 2154 nucleotides. RefSeq names its product serine/threonine-protein kinase 32A. The record is from RefSeq and is a predicted model, not a curated record. Gene Ontology annotation, biological process: G protein-coupled receptor signaling pathway; regulation of signal transduction; protein phosphorylation. Gene Ontology annotation, molecular function: G protein-coupled receptor kinase activity; ATP binding; G protein-coupled receptor binding. Bases 126 to 1889 code for a protein of 587 amino acids. NCBI's taxonomy places the organism in Eukaryota, Metazoa, Arthropoda, Insecta, Diptera, Drosophilidae. The transcript is spliced from 8 exons.